Molecule: messenger RNA, 6265 nt
Organism: Coregonus clupeaformis (lake whitefish)
Lineage: Eukaryota; Metazoa; Chordata; Actinopteri; Salmoniformes; Salmonidae
Product: activin receptor type-2B-like
Exons: 11
Coding region: 380-1912 (510 amino acids)
Biological process (GO): cellular response to growth factor stimulus; protein phosphorylation; activin receptor signaling pathway
Cellular component (GO): activin receptor complex; plasma membrane
Molecular function (GO): activin binding; ATP binding; activin receptor activity
Source: RefSeq, a predicted model, not a curated record
UUUCCUGCAUGUGAAUAUCGGACCCUGUCCUCAGCCAUUCACGACUACACAGUAGAAAAGGUUAACGCGCACCGCGGAGCGAGACAAUUGUUUCUUUGAAACAUCGAGGUCAUUUUACCUUGUCGAUUUUACAUUUUGGAUUCGACCGAUCCUUUCCCAAUGGAUUUGUUUAUAUUUAAAACUUAUUUUUAGCCCAUGCAAUUUUGUUGCAUUGGGGGGCUGUACACACAAAAGCAACGCAAACUCUUGGUGCCGUGGACAUCGAAGGCCUUGGGACAUUUGGCUCGUUGUGUUGUGCGGAUCAUCUUUUUAAAUGUUCACAAAGGAAAAUAGGUUAAAAAGGAGAACAUCUGGUGUGUUUCUUUUUAAUUAAAGGAAUAUGUUUGCUUCCUGUCUGACUUUUGCACUUCUGGGAACUUUUUUUGCAGGACCAAGCCAUGGAGAGGUGGACACACAGGAGUGCUUGUUCUAUAAUGUCAACUAUGAGAUCGAGAAGACUAACCAGAGUGGGGUAGAGCGCUGCGAGGGUGAGAAGGACAAGCGGUCACACUGCUACGCCUCAUGGCGCAACAACUCGGGCACCAUAGAGCUGGUGAAGAAGGGCUGCUGGCUGGAUGACUUCAACUGCUAUGACAGGCAAGAGUGUGUGGCGACAGAGGAGAAUCCUCAGGUGUUCUUCUGCUGCUGCGAGGGGAACUUCUGCAACGAGAGGUUCACCCACCUGCCUGACGUCAACGGACCAAUGAUCAAGCCGCCUCCCCCCACGCCCACCCUAGUCAAUGUGCUGGUCUACUCACUGCUGCCUAUCACCAUGCUCUCCAUGGCCCUGCUGCUGGCCUUCUGGAUGUACCGCCACCGUAAGCCGCCCUAUGGCCACGUGGACAUCAACGAGGAUCCUGGCCUAGUUACCCCUCCCUCUCCCCUGGUAGGGCUCAAACCCCUGCAGUUGCUGGAGAUUAAGGCCAGGGGGCGCUUCGGCUGCGUAUGGAAGGCCCAGAUGAUGAAUGAAUAUGUGGCUGUCAAGGUCUUCCCCAUUCAGGAUAAACAGUCGUGGACGAACGAGCGGGACGUGUUCCUCACGCCGGGGAUGAAGCACGAGAACCUGCUGCGCUACAUCGCUGCAGAGAAGCGCGGAACCAACCUGGAGAUGGAGCUGUGGCUCAUCUCUGAGUUCCACGAGAGGGGCUCCCUGACGGACUAUCUGAAAGGGAAUGCAAUCAGCUGGACUGAGCUGUGUCACAUCGCUGAGACCAUGGCCUGCGGGCUGGCCUACCUGCACGAGGACGUGCCCCGCUACAAAGGAGAGGGACCCAAACCGGCCAUCGCUCACAGGGACUUCAAGAGUAAGAACGUGAUGCUGCGGACGGACCUGACGGCCAUCAUCGGGGACUUUGGGCUGGCGGUGCGGUUCGAACCGGGAAAGCCCCCAGGGGACACUCACGGCCAGGUGGGUACCAGGCGCUACAUGGCGCCGGAGGUCCUGGAAGGGGCCAUAAACUUCCAGCGGGAUGCCUUCCUCAGGAUAGACAUGUACGCCAUGGGCCUGGUGCUGUGGGAGCUGGUGUCGCGCUGCAAGGCGGCCGACGGCCCGGUGGAUGAAUACAUGCUGCCGUUUGAGGAGGAGAUCGGCCAGCACCCGUCCCUGGAGGACUUACAGGAGGUGGUGGUCCACAAAAAGAUGAGGCCGGUCUUCAAGGACUGCUGGCUCAAACACGCUGGCCUGGAGUCGAUGUGUGAGACUAUAGAGGAGUGCUGGGACCAUGACGCCGAGGCGCGCCUCUCUGCUGGCUGCGUGGAGGAGCGCAUCUCACAGAUCCGCCGGCUGACCAGCCCCCCUACCUCGGACUGCCUGGUCUCCAUGGUGACCUCUGUCACCAACGUGGACUUGCCACCCAAAGAGUCCAGUAUCUGAGUCUCAACCGUACCACCACCAACCCACCCAACGCAGAGCGACAACAAGCAAGCAAGCAUACAAAACAACCACCCUCGUCUUCUUCUUAAGCCUCAGCGGAUCUCAGAAAAAAAACAUGAAUGCAGCUGCUAUUUUAUCCUGACAUUUUUUUUCUAUUAAUUAUAAUUAUUUGUAUUUUAUUUCCGAUCGGAUCACUAUUACCAGCACACUUCUUCUCUACUGUUGUUUUUUUAUCAAGAAAGGACAAGAAAAAAAUACUUUUAAAAAAGCUACAUGGACAUCUCAAAAGCGCAUUCAGGUGCCGACUUAUGAAUGCUGGUGCAGGUACCUCAGAUGUUUUCAGCUCUCAGUAGUUUAUUUUGGUUUAGUUUAUUCCUCUUUUUCUGUCUUCUGGACAGGAUUGCCUGUGACAAAACCAACCAACUCACUCACCCACCAACCAAGCAACCAUCUACCACUUUGGACAAUACAACGAUGCUGCAAAAACCUUGUAGGAACAUUAAGACUGUUACACACAACUAACCUUCCUCAAGGGAUUUUAGUUUUCAGAAAACUUUUCCUUUCCGACAGCGUGUCCCAUACGAACCUUCGGAACUAACGGGUGUCUCUAGAACACAGGGAAAAGUGGAAGACAACUGGACUAAUUUAUUUUUGUUUUUUUCUAUGUUCAGACUGGUGACUAUGGAUAGGGUUGGCUAAAGCAUUCUUAUGAGUGCAUGUUGAAAAGUUCAAAAGGAAAUGGCUUACAUUCAGAGAUUGGACAUCACAGCAUCUGAAUAGUGCAUUUGGUUUGGUAUGGAACUACUUCUCAGGUAUCCAGUCUCAAGGGGUCAGGAGAUGUUGAUUUGAGGUGAUAUCGCAACGCGUCCUGUAAAGUAGGGCGAGAGCCACAACUGCCGCCCUUGAUGGGUCGGUGGGGGCAAACUUUAGUGGGAGGGGCUUUUCUGACUUGGUUCAGAGCCUUUUUAUCUGAGAUCAAAAUGGAGUCUAAACACGGAACGUGCCCAAACAACUACAAAAACCCACAAUAGGUGCAAGACCCUGGUGAAGAUAUGUAUACAUUUUAGGUGUGAGAAUGAGUGUGUGUAUGUGUUUGCGUGUGACUAUUUGUGCAGUUAUCGUGAGAGUGUGUGUGUGUGUGGCGGAGAGAGAUGAAGAUUAAGACCGUGAAAACAGCUGAAGAUAAGUUAAAUGUCUUUUCUUUUUUGAUGUCUUUUCUUUUUUUAUUUCUCCUUCAGUCAGUAUAUUGGACAUUGGGAGCUAAGGACCUAGACUCUUAUCCACAGAGACCCAUCUUAGGCCUCAACAAAAGCCUAUAUCCUUCACUGGUGUCGAGCGGGAGGGAGUAAAGUUCAAUCAUCACUGCCUGGUCCAUUUGUGAUUUACCUCUUUCGCACAGGGACCAAACUUCGAGUUUGGACCGGGUAGGUCCUGCAUUGUAGAACUGUUUUCGACAGGGCACAGAGCGUAACAAGCGGUUUAAACUUAACUUCAUUACGAUUAGUUACACGUUCUCAUUCAUUAGAAGGAAAAAAAGAAACUGAAAACGAACAUGGAACUUUUUUUGUCUUAAAAGUGGCACGCAAGAAACCACAUUUCUGUAUGCCAUAAUGUAACAGUGAAUGUCCACAAUGCUGCUGUUUCAACUCAAAGAUGAAUAUAUUUCUGUGUAUUCCUUUUUUUCUGUGGGUUACAUGUGCAACUCUCAGUAGUAAAGGAAACAUGCAUACAAUAGCAAAAGUACGUUGGUAGACAUGACAAGGCUUCCGAGGUGAACAAUAAAAUCUAGUAGAGAGAAAAUAUAAAACGAAAACGCAAAAAAAUUAAAAUAAAUCAUGAACCACAGACCACCUCAAACCAGAAAUACCUCAGAUUUUUCUACGUGUACGAGUUCUGUUAUAUAUUUUGUUAGUUGUGUUGACUUAUAGUAAGUAUAUUUUAAUGUGAGUUUUUUGGCUUUUAUGAUUAGGGAGUUUUGGAAAAAUAAAAUAGUGCUACCGCGUCAUGUUGUAUAAAUGAAAGAAAAUUGUGUAAAUAGAUGUAUACAGUUGUAGAAUUCUACCUAUAUAUGACAUCUAGGCAUUAUUCAUGAUUUGUGCUGGCUUUUUCCCCCCCAAGUCUUUUUUUCCUCUCCGUUACCUAAAGGGACAUUGAACCUUGUAUUUGGUUUUCCUCCCAAAAAAACAAAUAUCCACCCACCACCACCGUGUCUCACCUGUAAUAUUUUUGCAUACCCCAUGAUAUACCUUUGGUUUGUCAUUGCUUUUAAAAUGUAUUUUAAUGACUUAUCCCAUUCCUUGAUUAAAAUAUAAAGCAUUUAUAUGGAAAAUACUAAUUGAGUACCAAGAGAUACCAUUGAAUUUCCUUAUACAAAGCAACGCGUCUCCAAAUUAGUUUCUCUCUCGAUUUAUAGCGUUCUAACUUUUUAAAGCAUAGUCAUAUUUUUGUGAAAUUGUUCUCAAUUGAUGAUUGAUUUGAUAGCGCCUUCAAAGGGGGAGGGGAAAGGUUUAGUGUCCCUGGAUUCUCAUCCCCUUCGUCUCCUUUCACACAUUGACUGACGAGGCACCGUGGCGGGGCUUCAGCACCUUAAAAACACUACAUCCUACAGACCAGAGCUUUAAGUUAUUAUUGAAGAUGUCAUACGUUCUUUUAAGGUUCUACAUAGUUUAGCAGCGUUCCACGUGUGUGUAAGUGGAACCAUGUGCGCAGUGUCUUUCAGGGUGUUUUAGUGAUACCCAUGGAGAAGCGAGAGCUUCGAGACACUCAUGACUUCAAUCUCUUGUCAUCAUGAACCCCAGUGUUUGAUGUGGGCCCGCAUAUCGCUGCGAUCUGGCUGCUUUGAGUAGUAAAACCACAGCUAGCUUUAUUUGAGCUUUUGGGGUUAGGAAACUUGAACAUAUAUUUAGGUCUGUAAAGAGACUACUUUUCAAGGAGCCCCUCUUUCUCUGUGUGAUAUUUGCAGAGAGGGCAAGAAAAUAAUAAGAACUUAUUUUGCCAAGGUAGCACGCUCAUUUAACACUUUUUUGUUUCUCUGGAUUGACUCCCCACUAUUUUAUCAUUAACCAGGAUGGAUCAAACUUGGUUUGAUUUCAAUGCCUUGUUAGCAAAUCAGGGUUAUUUUUGUGUCAAAUGAUCAGGUUAGUGUUUGAUGUCUAUCUUUUCAGGAAGCUUAUUGUAACACGAUAUGGUUUACUGUAUUUCUGCUAUAAAUGUGAUGGGAUCAAGAAAUUGCAAGUUUGGAUAUAAAAUGUAGCAAGCAAUAUCUACAGCAAUAGUUCUACAUAUUUCUGAUAUGACAGAAUAACCUCAUAGGUACUGCAAUAGGCCCUUGAGCUAGUGACCAACCAAAACAUCUUGUUCAAGAUGCGCUUUGUUGUGAAGAGGAAGGCUGGUGGGUUUGCAGAUCCCAAGUCAUUGUCAUAAUGCUCGUUGAGUUAUGAUAGGUUGACCUUUUCUUCUGUUAUAGACCUUUAACCAUGGGAAAAAUUUAGCCAAAUUCCUUGCACCUAAAUCUGAAAGAGGGGGAACCAAAUUCUUUCUUUUUUAAAUUUUUGAGAGGGUUUGUAAUCUGUCCCCACUCUCUCCCUUUGCUGUUAAUGUGUAACAAAGUCUUUGACUUUGAUGAUUUGAGAAGCUAGACAAAAUAAUCUGACGUGUUCUCCUUUAUUUGACCUGCUUUUACCUUUUUGCCGCCUUUUCAAGAGUUAAGUGGAUUCAUUUGAUGGGGAGGGAGUGGGAGUGCAGGGAGUAAGGUCUACAAAGUGAGUGGUUAGACUUCAAAAUUGAAAUCUCUAAGGUUUCUUUCUAAAUAGUGGUCUGAUGCACUCUCAGCAUUACAUAUGCCAUGCGGUCUUAAGGGUUUAAUUCGUUCUAUUUUUGGGGGGAUUAUGCAGUACCAAUCGGUGGUUUUAAAGUUUUAGCCUCGAUGGGAAAGGCAAGUAUUACUCUGGUCUUUCAUCAUUGUCUGGGUUUUUACUCAGGUGCCAUUUUUUUAAUUAUUCUACCGUCGCUCUAGUUUUUUAUUUGAGAGCAUAGGGAUGGGAAAUGGGUGCUGGACUUAACACAUCUUUCCAAAUGAAUGUUUUAGCUUUAGUGCAUUGGACAUAGGGUAAAAUCAGUGAUCUAUUACUACCAAUACUCACAUUUGGGUUCAUGAUGACAAAGCUGAAGUCUUGGAAUACAAACAGCAUGUAAUAUCAGUAUUAUUGCUGGAGCGUUGGACUUAAAUUCUGAGGUGUUCUGAUGUUGUGCCUUUAUUUUCCUCAUGGUCGUUGCUGAAGCCACCGCUGCGGCGCCCCUCUUUGUUUAUUUGUUAUUAGUACCUGACAAAAAAAUGCUAUGUGUGUGAUAUAA